GAGCACUUCAACCAAACACCAAACAAUCACACCACAUCGCCAAAAUGUCUUUCUCCAACGCCGACACCGGUGGCAAGACCGCCGACCCAUACGUCGCGAAGAACUCCCAGGACCCCUCAUUGAAGGAGAAGGCCGAGGACUUCACCACCUUUGCCGAGAAGACCAAGUUCUGCCUCCUCACCACCAAGAACAAGGACAAUCUGCUCGUCAGCCGCGCCAUGGCCAUUGCCGGAAAGGAGGGCAACGGUGUCGACCUCAUCUUCCACACCAACACCGAGUCCGGCAAGACGGAUGACCUCCAGAACUCGCCUGAGGUGAACGUCGGCUUCAUUGACUCCUCCGGCCAGUGGGCUUCAGUCUCCGGCGCCGCCAAGGUCGAGACCGACCGCUCCCGCGUGCGCGAGUACUACUCCCAGAGCCUGAAGGCGUGGUUGGGAGAUCUUGGCGACGGCAAGCACGACGGUGGUCCAGAGGAUCCUCGCAUUGGCUUGAUCCGCGUCAAGGCCCACACCAUCACCUACGCCAUCUCCAGCAAGAACAUCGUGACCAGCACCAUCGAGGUUGCAAAGGGCGCUCUCACCGGCCAGACGGCGCAGGUCAACAAGCUGAGGCACUUGGAUGAGUCCGAGCUCCAGCAGUGGCGAUCAUCGUAGAGGCCUGAGUCCACAGGCUACGAAUAAAAGACCACAGGAUCAGAUAUGGCUAGAUGAAUAGUGAUGAAGCUCGAAAGCACAGUUAGCGGCUAGAUCAGUCAAUCCAGAGCGAUGUUGUAUAU
Messenger RNA from Zymoseptoria tritici IPO323, 775 nucleotides. RefSeq lists its product as uncharacterized. The record is from RefSeq and is a predicted model, not a curated record. Bases 45 to 653 code for a protein of 202 amino acids. NCBI's taxonomy places the organism in Eukaryota, Fungi, Ascomycota, Dothideomycetes, Mycosphaerellales, Mycosphaerellaceae. The transcript has 3 exons.